AGGGAGGGAGGGCAGCACAAAUCAACCUGCCUCUUCUUGACUUCAGCAAACAGCACAGAGGAGCUCGCCUGUAGGCGCGGGGAUCGGGAAGUGUGUGUGCGUGUGUGUGUGUGUGUGCGCUGAGAGCUAUUUCGCGAUUCUUCUUUCUUUUCUUUUUUUCCUUUUUGGUUUAGAGGAAGGGAGGACAGCCCUGGGGAGGAACCGCGGCGGCAGGAGCUCCCUCACCGUGGAGAUAGAUAGCAGAAAAAUGCUGUCAUGGGGAGAGAAGGAGAGCGAGUCGGCAGAGAGGAACAGGAUGGAACAAGGCAGGGUCGAGCAGGACUGAAAUGUGGAGCUGGUCUGUGGAUGACGGCUGCAGGUGCUGGGCAGUGCACACCAGGGGAUGCCAUGUUUGACCGCUUGACGAAGGCAGCACCUCUCCGACACAGAGGGCAUAGAGACAGGCUCCAGUGAUGAUCCUCGCAUGUUUAACUCAAACUAAACGCACAUCUGCACACGUGGAUGGACCCGUCCAGCGACCAACAGCGCGGUUUCCCUUCCGACUUCUUCAUUCCCACUCAAGAACUCAUUGACGAAGAGCGGUGUCCCACAGAGGCCCCUAUGAGAGCCCAGAGGUCGAGAGAGUUCGUCCAUCUUAAGUGGUGCGAAUGAGAAAAUAAUAGUUGCUUUCACUUAGCUGGAUUUUCCAUUUUCAUACUCAGCAUCCCAUUUUCACACCAGCAUCUCAGACACCUGGAUGAAGAGUUAAGCAGGAAGCUCCAGGGAGAAGAUUGUCAGAUUAAGUUUGAUUCCUCAGGCACCAUGCAGUCAGACGACCUCUUCAUUCGCAAGUUCCGCCGCCAGAACAUGCGCCCGCCCCUCGCCACCGUCAAUUUUGACCCCAAACGGGAAGCGGGAGUGGUGGAGUGGCCUCCCAGGAGGCCCGGCGACGGCGCCGAUGCAGACUGCAGCCUCACUCCGAGCCGCGUGGGGUUGAAUCUGCGGUCGGUAGGGCGGGGCCACAUCAUGCAAAGAAGUAACAGUGAUGUAACCCUGGGAGACUUGGACUCCUCCGGGAAAACGUCAGGGAAAGUAAUCCGAGCAGCUGGUGAGAAAACGGGCACGGGGCCUCAGGGAGACUCAGGUGUGCAUCUGCACAGGGAGUACGGCAGCCUGUCGUCGCUGGAGAGACAAACUCAAGGCCAGGAGCCGAGCGGGGAGAACCACGGCCCCCUGAGUCCAAACGCUCUCCGCUUUAAAGACCCUUUCCUGCUUUUAGGCCUGGAGGGCAACCUUCCAGAGCCGGAUGGGUUCUUCCAAGAUCUGUCCAGGUCUGUCGGAGACUCCCCGAAACCCGCUAAACCGCCCAAGCCUGAAGGUCUUAGUAAAAAGUCCAAACUUACGCCCCCUCAGAUCCCUCAGCCCGGCCCGUACGACCACCUGGGAGGCGGCGCAUGGGUGAGGAACUUUGCCCACUACGAUGUUCAGAGCAUCCUGUUCGACCUCACAGAGGUCGCCACAAACAGGGACAGCAUCGGUCGCAAGAAGAAUAUCACCUCAGGGGCGUCGGCUGCCUCCCAGCUCCGCCCCCUGGCCCAGACCACUCCUGCCUCACCAGCACAGGGAGGCGGGGGCAGUGGAGGGAACGCCGACGACCAGGAGCAGUCACUGCUGGACGAAGGCGACGGCAACGAUAACGAGCUGCUGCUCAGCUGUCCGCACUUCCGUAACGAGACGGGAGGCGAGGAGCAGGUGGGCCUGGGGCGGUCGGCUUGCAGAACGGAGCUCUGCUCGACCCUGCGGACCCCCAACGAUGCCGUGUCUGUGCUGGAGGAGCCCAGGGAGAGCAACAUCCAGCUGCAGGGGAAGAGCAACUACUUCAUAGAGCACGCAGACCUGGGAGCGCAUUACUACCGCAAAUAUUUCUACCUGAAGGAACACCAGAACUUCUUUGGGAUUGACGACCGCCUCGGCCCUGUGGCCAUCAGUUUCCGCCGGGAUGAGAAAGAGGGCUCCAGCGGAGCACAGUACAAUUACAGGAUCAUCUUCCGCACCACAGAGAUGAAGACGCUUCGAGGCUCCAUCCUGGAGGAGUCUGUGCCGUCGGCCGCCCGUCACACAACCCCGAGGGGCCUGUCCCCCAAGCGGCUGCUGGAGUUCAUCAUGCCUGAGCUCAACCUGCACUGCCUCCGCCUGGCUUCCAACUCCCCGAAGGUCCGGGACACGCUGCUCAAGCUGGACGAGCAGGGGCUGAACUUUCAGAGGAAGGUCGGUGUGAUGUACUGCCGCGCCGGACAGAGCUCCGAGGAGGACAUGUACAACAACGAGAGCUCCGGCCCGGCGUUCGAGGAGUUCCUUGAUCUGCUCGGAGAGCGGGUGCGGCUGAAGGGCUGGGAGAAAUACCGAGCUCAGCUGGAUAACAAGACCGACUCCACCGGAACGCAUUCCCUCUACACGCGCUACCAGGACUACGAGAUCAUGUUUCAUGUGUCGACCAUGCUGCCCUACACGGCCAACAACACGCAGCAGCUGCUGAGGAAGCGACACAUCGGAAACGACAUCGUGACCAUCGUGUUCCAGGAGCCAGGCGCUCUGCCCUUCACUCCGAAGUCCAUCCGCUCACAUUUCCAGCAUGUCUUCAUCAUCGUUCAGGUUCACGAGCCUGGCACCGACCACGCCUACUACAGAGUGGCUGUGACACGCUCCAAAGACAUCCCGUUGUUUGGGCCCCUGUUCCCCAGGGGCGCCCGGUUCCCUCGCUCGCCUGCCUUCAGAGACUACCUCCUGGCGAAGGUGGUGAACGCCGAGAACGCUGCAGAGAAAUCGGAGAAGUUUCGCUCCAUGGCCACACGCACUCGGCAGGAAUACCUGAAGGACCUGGCGGAGAACUACGUGACCACUACCCCCAUCGACUCCUCCACCAAGUUCCCCCUCCUCUCUUUGGGGAGCAAGCGGAAAGACAAGAUGAAGGGUGCGAAAGGCGCAGAGCUGCACAGCGCCGGAGCGCUGGUGUGGGCUGUGAUGGUCAGCUGCAGAGAUGACUCGGAGGCCGGUGAGCAGCAGAAGUUCCCCUGUCUGCUCGGGGUGUCGGCGGAGUCGGUGGUGCUCAUCGAGAGGGGCAGCCGCAGGGUGGUGUUCAACUGCUCCUGUCGAGACGUCAUCGGAUGGAAGGCGGUGACAGAAACGAAGGACGGGGGGCCGUGUUUGGACAUCUUCUAUGAGCGCGGGGAGUCCGUGUCAAUCAGCAUGUUGGAGAGUCAGACAGAGGACAUAAAAGAAGUGGUGCAAAGGCUUGAGCUGGUGACGCGGGGCUGCGAGGCGCUGGAGGUCACCCCGCUGCGGGACGGAGUGGGGCAGCCAGGCUUCCUCAUGAACGAGGAGGGCUUCGUGACGGACCUGCAGAGGUUCUGCUACGCCGAGAGCGGAGGCCUGCAGCUGUGGGCUCGCGUGGUGAGGCUGUGCGGACAUUCCCUGGUCCACUUGAGCCCCGAGGAGAGGAGCAGGCUUCUCCGCACGGCACACAAGAUCCACAUCACCGUCAUCCCACCGGAUGAGAAUGGCAAACCUCGCAGAAGUUUCUCUGAGCUCUAUCAGAAAGCCAUCAAGGAUGCAGAGUGCAAGUCCGGCGAGGACAAGUCGGGAGUGGCCUGGGUGGUGGAUGAGAGGGAAGAUGAGAGGGAGGAGCAGGAGCAGAAGGUGGAGGAGGAGCAGCUGAAGGCGGACAGGGUCGACGAGGAGGAGGAAGAUCAGCUCGCAGAGGAUGAGCUGAAGAUGGACGGCGGCGGGGGGCAAAACGAGGAGAGUCCCGGCCCGCUCCUCGCACUGCCCGCCUUACCUUUGCUGAGGGCUACGUCUCUGCAGGACCAGCCAGCCAAUAAGAGCGAAGAGAUCAGCAUCUCUCAGCUCACCCGCAGCGUUUCUCUGGAGAAGCAGCUGUCCUACACAGACACCUGUGAUGAACACGUGUACGACAACGUGAUGAUGAAGGAGAAACGCCACAUCUACGAGAACGUCGGGGAGCUGAGGGACGCCACGCCUGACCUGAUCCUGGCCGUCAAGCCUAAAGUUCCCCCAGAAGACGAGCAGUUCAUGGCCGCUGACUUUGGCGAGGACAAAGCUUCAGCGAGUGACUCGUCCCUAUCAUCUUCCCGGCUAUCGAGUGUAGACCGAGCGGAAAGAAACUCACGAGCCCUCAGUCUGCAUAACUCCAUCACCAAGAUUCUCUCUGAGACGACAGAUUCGACAGAUGAGGAGUGGCAGUCCAUUGCUGACCUGGCGACAGCCUGCCGCAGCAUCCUGGAGGCUUUGUCCAAAGAAGACCGCAAAGCCGGGGAUUCCUCCCAAGGUGGAGCUGAUCAGACAGACGGCAAACUCAAAGACUCAAAGGACAGCGACUCUCCGGGCCACCUGGAGGAGAAGGUGUCGCAGCUGGAGGCCAUGCUGAAGAAGCUGCAAGACGACCUGCAAAAGUGGGCACACAAGGAGAAAGAGGACAAGGCGGUGCUGCAGGCCGAGGUGCAGAGCCUCAGGCAGAACAACCAGCGGCUGCAGGAGGAGUCGCAGAGCACAGUGGCCCGCCUCAUCAAAGUCACUGAGCUGCUGUGCAACGUCAACAAGCCCUGUUAGGUCCCCAUGAUGCAAAUCCCGCUGAGCGCCUCCAUGCCCAACAACGUUCUUUGAUCGUGUAUAGAUAGCUGCAAAAGUAAACACACAGGCAAGUGUGGUCCUGCCUGCUGGGGAGGAAGUAUGCAAAAGAGACAAAAAAAAAAAAAAAAGUAUAGACUGACCUUCACAGGCUGCUGUAGAGUGCUUCUCUUGGUGUGUGUGUGUGUGUGUAUGCGUGUGUGUGUAUGAUUGUUUUUCUUGCUUCAAAUACUUGACAAGCUCUGCUAAGUAGCACUUACAGAAGAGGUUUCAAUUAAGACAGACAGACAGACACUGUAUAGCAUGUUUUGUGGUGUCUGAUGGACAAAAUGACCAAAAGUGUAUAAAGCAUAGUAAGCAGUAUCAGCGGUAAUAUAUGUGAACGGUAGUAAAGCUACAUGUAGUCGCAGGGUCUGAGUGUGUUUUCUGCCUGGCACUGACAGGAAGGUUGGCCUGAAAUUAAAACACACAUGAAUAUUUGAAUUACUGCAGGCGGCCUUCUACUUAGAAACAUGUAACGAUGCUCACUGAGGGAGGUCUGUUACGUAAGGACGUUAUCCUCCAUCUUCACUUCUUAGUCGUACUGUAUUUAGGCAAUUCUGCUUUUAGGAAACAAAACUGGAAAAUAAGGGGACUGAAAAAACAGAGAUUCAAACUGCUUGUUUCUUCUGGGGUGUUUUUUUUUUUUUUUUUUGGAUUUGAAAAGAAAAGCAGCAUAAAACUCAGACUCUGGCAGGAACGAACUGCUUCAGCUUCCUUCCAUGACUGCCUGUAGCUGUUUUAUCUUCUAACCUCACUAUUGUAGCAGCCAUAACUGUAGAAGAUCGCCUCCUGCUGGCCUGAACUGCAGCUCUUAUUUUUCAGCCCGCAAAAUAGCUUUAGGUGUGAGAACGAGCAACCUGGACUGAUGGUGAAACAAUGCAGAAAACUGUAUUUAAAUUCAUUUUUGUUUGUGUUUUAUUGUUUUUGUUUUGUUUUCUGAUGUAACUAUUUGGGUAAUUGUUUGCUUUAGCUGGAGAGUGGCAGCAGUGCAUUGAAAUGUCCUUAAUUAGAGAUGCACCAAAAAAAAAAACAAAAAAAAAAACGAUUCACCUAAUUGUGAUCACAAUCAAAUGAGUUUGAUAUUUACCAAACUUGACUGGUGACCAGCCUGUUAAAACCUCAGAAAUGCAACAUUUUUCCAAUCAACGAAUGCAGCUAAGGGCUAACAGAUCUCACUAGCAUCACUCUUCAGUGUGGAAGUGAUCACUGACCGAAUGAUAAUCAAAGUUAGCUAUUGUCAGUGUCAGCGAGGCGUUUGAAAGUAGAUGGAGGAACCGCAGAGGUGCAGGAAGCUGUUUAAAAUGGAAACAUGGCGUCUGGUGCUUGCAUUUCACUCCACUAUGGUUGUUUUCAAGCUCGACUAUUUUGGGUGCAAAAAUGAGCCGUUUGCUAUAAAAGGUCAACUCACAAGAGGAAUGUUGUUUCAAUUUGAUAAAAUAUUAAACUGGCUAAAGCUCGACAUCAGUCAGAAGUUUUAUUGUUUGUUUUAUUAAUUUGAGCUUUCAGCCUGUCUGUCAGAGAACAUGCUGGAUUUGGAAAUGUUGCCAGUGGGGAUUUCUGAUUACAAAUUGGUGUCUGCUCUCCCCGGCGCUGUGGUUCUCAAACUAAAACCUGCUGAUGCCGUGUUUAUUUCACCUCUUAAGUCAGAACUCUGAGCUGGGAAUGUAAUCAAAAA
Messenger RNA from Poecilia latipinna (sailfin molly), 6340 nucleotides. It is a transcript of the gene sipa1, whose product is annotated as signal-induced proliferation-associated 1. Gene Ontology annotation, cellular component: cytoplasm. Gene Ontology annotation, biological process: regulation of small GTPase mediated signal transduction. The transcript has 17 exons. Gene Ontology annotation, molecular function: GTPase activator activity. Lineage: Eukaryota; Metazoa; Chordata; Actinopteri; Cyprinodontiformes; Poeciliidae. The record is from RefSeq and is a predicted model, not a curated record. Bases 802 to 4605 code for a protein of 1267 amino acids.